AUGGUUAAGAAAAUAUUGUUGAUUAAUGGUCCAAAUUUAAAUUUAUUAGGUACCAGAGAACCUGAAAAGUAUGGAACUACUUCAUUAAAAGAUAUUGAACAAGCAGGUAUAAAUCAAGCUGAAGCCAAAGAAGAUGGCUCCGAAUUAUUAGCAUUCCAAAGCAAUACUGAAGGGUUUAUCAUUGAUCGAAUCCAUCAAGCAAGACAAGAAGGUGUAGGAUUCAUAGUUAUAAAUGCUGGUGCUUAUACUCAUACUUCGGUGGGUAUAAGAGAUGCCUUAUUAGGUACUGCAAUUCCUUAUAUCGAAGUUCACAUAACAAACGUUCAUCAAAGAGAACCUUUCAGACAUCAAUCUUAUUUAAGUGAUAAAGCAGUGGCUGUGAUUUGUGGUUUAGGUGUUUAUGGUUAUACCUCAGCUAUAGAAUAUGCUUUAAAUUAUUAA
Molecule: messenger RNA, 441 nt
Organism: Scheffersomyces coipomensis
Lineage: Eukaryota; Fungi; Ascomycota; Pichiomycetes; Serinales; Debaryomycetaceae
Gene: DQD1
Product: Dqd1p
Exons: 1
Coding region: 1-441 (146 amino acids)
Biological process (GO): quinate catabolic process
Molecular function (GO): 3-dehydroquinate dehydratase activity
Source: RefSeq, a predicted model, not a curated record